Molecule: messenger RNA, 3842 nt
Organism: Fomitopsis serialis
Lineage: Eukaryota; Fungi; Basidiomycota; Agaricomycetes; Polyporales; Fomitopsidaceae
Exons: 6
Coding region: 323-3520 (1065 amino acids)
Biological process (GO): protein deubiquitination
Molecular function (GO): cysteine-type deubiquitinase activity
Source: RefSeq, a predicted model, not a curated record
CCCCGAGUAUCCUCAGCGACCUGCGAGCGCAGUUGCAUACAUCGCCUCCCUUUGCUUCCUCACCGCCGCCAGCAUCGCAGCAGCGGGGGUCCAUAAAAGCGCGAAUUAGUUGAGCUGCCGCAAGUGCCACUAGGGACCCGCACUCGAUUAAGGGUCACUCCGAGCAGCUGCUUCUGGACAGGCGGCGUCCGCGGUUCAGCUUGUAGGCUUAGCCAGCAACCUUUCCCCUAUAUCAUCUCGACGACGCCCUCCAGCUCCUGGAUCCUGGCAGUCCCCAGUCAAAGGCUUUGAGAACUCUAACUCCUCGUUGUCUACAUUCACCAUGAUGAAGAAGAAGCAUCAACCAACCGCCCAAGAUCUCUACCGCGCGCGGAAGCAGCGGGAGGAACAAGAGAAGGAUGCGAGGCUUCCACCAGGAUUUAUCAAUCACGGCAAUACCUGUUUCAUGAACUCGACUUUGCAAGGGUUACUAGCGACGGAACCGCUGCACAAUCUCGUGAAGUUCCAGCCGCUCACGCCGACCUUGCAAAGCACAUUUGGGUCGUCUAUUGUUGCGAAGCGAUCGCCACAACUGACGAAUGGCCAUGGGCUGGGGGGCGAGUACGAGCACCCGUGGGUGGAGGGUAUGCCGCUGGGGGAUGUAUUCUCCGAUGUCAUGAGGAAAGCUUGGGAUAUACAAGAGGGUCGUACACGACAAAACAUGAGUCCGAAGGAAGUGCUCUUCACCAUCGGGAAGAAGUACGAUCAAUAUUUGGACUUCCGGCAGCAGGACGCGCAUGAAUUUCUCAGGCAUAUGCUCGAUGCGAUGCGCAUGGAGGAGCUGGACAUCAUUAAGCAGAGACAGCCUCCACCAAAGGGUUCCCGCAAGCGUGCCCGCCGCAAACGUACAUUACCGCCAGCGCCGCCGCCGGACCCCGGCUCUGUCGAAGAGGAGAAACUGCAGUCCUUUGUUGACAUGCUGUUCGGCGGACAUCUCGCGAGCAUCCUCGUAUGCGAGAAGUGCAAGAAGGUCUCGCUGACGUACGAGGAGUUCAACGACCUCAGCCUGAGCAUCAAGCCAGAGGACUACACCAAGGACCGGAAGCGCGACCGCUUCAAGCAGUUCGCGCGGAAGCUCAGGGGACCGUUCCGGCAGCCGGGCGCGCGCUCGUCCUCGGUGCCACCGACCGAUCGACUGCGGCGCAGCAUAGAGACGCCUACACACGAAGAGGAGCCGCCGACGAACGAGGGCCCUAGACGGAAGAGCUUUGACCACACGACGGGCGAAGAAGUGGAGCAGGAGGAGCGGGAGGAGGCGCGGGACGAGGUGAAGGAGCUGGUGCAGGUGGGCGGGUCGCCGCCGUCAGCCGCCGUAGACGAGGCGGAAACGGGCGCGGAGGCCAGCGACGAGAAGGACGAUCAGGAGUCCGACUUGAAGGGCGAGGAGGGCAAGAAGGACAAGGGGGAUCACUGGGGCCGACUCGGCAGGCGGCUGAGCGUGUCGGUGAGGAUGAGUAUGAAGGCGCUGGACCCGGGUAGUCCCAGUCGAUCUGUCGAGCGUGGCCGGAAGGUCCGGCACAAAGACAAAGAAAAGGAGAAGGAGAAGGACAGGGAGGCCGAUAGGACACCGGCGCGUGUCGCCGAGGCGGAAGCCAUUCGCACGUCCGCUGCUAGUGUGGGCAGUGCGUACGACAGUGGGUCAGAUGCCGGUGACCAGUCUGAUGCUGCUCAAAUGCGGCUCGGCUCCGCAUCCCCUACGCCAUCGCCUCUGUCCAAUCCGCCGAUCACGGCCGCCUCCCCGAACCCCCGUUCGCACAAUAUUCGGCGUCUCACGGGGCUCAAGGGCAAACGCAAGAAGAGUCUACGUCCUCCUAAACCGUCACGGGAAGAACAGGCGUAUCUGCGGCAGCUUUUGUCGGAUGUGCACGUUGCAUCUAAUAAUCCUUUCACGGCACUUCAGCAAGCCAUUGCGACUGGUCAGACCACUACUGCUACCGCACAGGCCGCGUGGACGAAGUUGGGACACCUGCCCAGCAUUGAGGACUGUCUACGGAUGUUCACGGCUGUCGAAAUACUCGACGGUGAGAACAUGGUCGGCUGCCAUCGUUGUUGGAAAAUUGCACACGGCCUCUACAAGCCUAGGAAAGACGAUGCAAAGGACAGGGGCGAAGACGAGGACGAGGACGAAGCUGCAAGCGACAACGAAGGCGAGGAUGAGGACAGCGGGAACAGUGGUUCCUCUGACAAGCACGGCGACUUGGACUCUGUGGCAGCGCAGAAAGGUGCCGCGUCUGCUUCUGCUGACACGUUUUUCUCUUCGCCAGAUUUGUCAGGCGAUGGUCGCGUGUCGUCUGCGUCGACGUCCGCGCUCCCCAAUACGCAGAGUGCCAGCUCGCUGUCGGAUGCGCCGUCUGACAACACGUCGGUUGUAUCUGCGCCAACGACCGUCUCGACAAGUCUGUCCCUCGCCACAGGCGAUGAGGAGAGGCUGGAGAGGCUACAUGCGAUAGGCCUUGUCGGGCGUACGAAACCCAUCACCUACGGCGGUUUGCCCAUCCCGUCGAUCUCGACGACUGCACCCGAGUCGUCCCCCUCGCGCUCCGUCCCCUCAGCGGACGAUGCAGCGCCAGAUGGUGGUGGCACACCUCGCAGACCUCCAGCGAAACUUGUUGAGGUCUCUCCAUCAGACGAUGACCUACUGACGCCGAGGGGCAGACGUCGCUCCAAGACGCCGGACGGGUUCGAUGCUGAAAGCGAUUCGUCGGCCAGUAGCUAUGAGUCCGACACUGAUGUCUCUGCGAGCACGUCAGCGUACUCAGACGCUGCUACCGCGCCGUCUGUGUCGCUUUCGCCUGCCGUCUCCCCACGCGCCUCCACGGAUGACCUGCCGACAGCAAGACCUCCCGAGAUGUCGCGGGAACCUGCACAGGCUGACCCGUCAUCGCCAAAGGUAUCAAAGUCGAAGCAAGUGGUUCUCCGGCGGAUGUACAAGCGUUACCUAAUCGCAGACGCACCGCCUAUCCUGGUUGUCCAUUUGAAGCGGUUCCAGCAGACGUCCAAGACGUACAGCAUGUCGUUCUCUGGCGCCAGCGGCGUCAAAAAGCUAGACGAGUAUGUAUCCUUCCCAGAAUCUCUCGACAUCGGGCCGUUCCUUGCACCGCGCAGAGAAGAUUACGGACUUGACGAGGAUGGGAAGGUCAAGAUCAAGCAUGCGGACAAGGAACAGCGUCGGUGCAUGUACAGCCUGUACGCAGUGGUCGUUCAUAUUGGCAAUAUGCUGGGUGGUCACUACAUUGCUUAUACUGCGUUGCCGCCGUCGCAUUCUGCGACCAGUCCCCCGAGCACGCCUGCCGCAGACUCAUCAACGUUGGCAUCGGCAUCUGUGUCCAGCUCAAGUACUUCCGAUCACGGGCACGGGACGAAGCACCAGCAAUCUCCGCCGCGCCAGUGGGCCUACAUUAGCGACACCGUGGUGAGGCUAACGACGAUUGAGGAAGUUCUCAAGGCAAAGGCGUAUAUCUGCAUGUACGAGCGAAUCUAAACCAUAGAACCUCCGUGAUCGGCAGGACGAACGGACUUCCAACUGGACAUGGCACUAACUUAUAGCCCCGAACUAUCUGUUAGAGGUACCUUGUAGCAAGCUAUCUUCCACCGUACUUAUCUACCGGCUUUGAGUGACAUUAACACGACCUCAUGACAUGUAAUACAGGCAUCGUACGAACACUGACCAAUUGAAUUGUAGAAUUACGAAUCCGCGAGAGUUGCUGCCGCCGGCGGGAUCUGGAUGACACGAAUUGGUCGCAGUAGUUCAACGUUCAAACGUUCAAUUCUUGCGACUUCCAGUACAUGUCAAUCAGAAGAUG